AUGACUUCAUUUGGUGAGGUGACACGACAAGUGCAUUUGAUAAAUGAUUUGAUUUUGUCAGAAAUGAUUUGUGUUGACGACGAUUAUACUGAAGAGAAAUUAGAAUUCAGCAAGCAUAUGCUGGCAACUAAAUACUGGUUUGCCCCUAUAUCGUAUGCAAACAAAAAGCGAUUUGUGUUAGCUCUAUUGAAAGACGUUCGUAGUAUUUGGACUCUAUCACUACUAUUGAAAUCUAUAUGGAAUUGUCGGCCCAAAGACGCCAUGAUGUCUGCUUGCGAACCUAGAGUGUGGAGCAGCUAUGAUCAAGUGCCCAUGGAUCACGAUAGGACCGCUCGACCUUUGUCACUACUUGCAGAAGUAAUGAUGAGUGACCGCCAAUGGUUUCAGACUCUUGAACCUGAACGCCAAGCUUUAGUUCUCGCUGAGUUGUUAACAGUAGCCGGUGGUCCUGUAAUGUGGGAGGUUCUAAAGCGAGCCCAGAAAAUAUACGAUCGGCACGUUGAGUUACAGUUGGAAGAUUUACAGGAAUGCAAAGUUGUUCCUGAACCUCUGCCGCCAAAGCAAACUGCAUUAACUGAAACGACUCCAGCAAAGAAAGAGCAAGCAGUACAACGCAAAAUUCCUCCGGAGGCUGAAACAGUACCUUUCGCUCCAGCUCCUGGUCAAGCUCAAAAAGAGUUGGAAACAAAAUUAGCACUAUGGGCGUCGACAGUAAAGGCAAUGAAGGAUAGAAUGAAGCUUGAAGAACUGGAGAUGACUUUCAAGAAUGGGACAACUAAGCUUUGGAAAGUUAAUCGUCCUAAACCUGAAGAUAUGGAAACCGUUGAUUUCAUCCAGUUACUUCCCUCAGCUAUAAGCAAGCGCAUUCUGAUAAAUUUGACUCAUAACCAGCUUAUGGACUGUGCCCGUGUUAACAAAUAUUGGGCAUUUUUGGUUGAAGAUAUUCGUGCAGAAAUAAUUGUGAGACAAAAAAUCGACGUCGAAUUGGAAAAAUUAAGAGAGAAUGUGAUGAAGCAUGAUAGAAAUCUCGAUCUAUUGAGUAAGUCAGAGCUCGGAGCAACAACGAGCUUAGAGAAGAGCUUUGCAGAGGCUACGCAGGCGAAAGAGCGAUUCAGCGUUCUUGCCCGAAACAAGUCUUGUGCUGUAUCACUAUGGACCAUAGUGAAUAAACAGGGGAAUAAACCUCGAAAUCGCGCUAAACCUAUUCGCAAUUUAAACGAAAUGAACGAACGCUUAGAAAGACGUGGUGCUGCAGAUGAAAACAUAUGGAAGUGGUGUAGAAAUGUUCUCAAAAUCAGUCGGAAAUAUGAUCGAAUAAGACAAAUACCAGUUGAAAAGGGUGGGAUACUUUCGAUGGCUACCGAAACGUUCCCAGGUCCUGUAAUGUCUAAAACUGUGAAAAUACCGCUGGAUUAUCCACUUUUAAUUGACCCUUCACGCACUGUUCCUGUAAAAGCUAAGGAGACUGUUGCAUAUUCUUCAGCUGACGCGAGUAUUCCUCAACAGAAAAAAGACCACCGAUACACUCUUUGGUCAAAUAAUUUUUUAAAUCUCUAUCCAGUUUGCAAGAUUUCAUCGCACUUAUCACCCUUUUAA
Pararge aegeria (speckled wood butterfly) is the source of this 1596-nucleotide messenger RNA. RefSeq lists its product as uncharacterized. The record is from RefSeq and is a predicted model, not a curated record. Lineage: Eukaryota; Metazoa; Arthropoda; Insecta; Lepidoptera; Nymphalidae. Gene Ontology annotation, molecular function: protein binding. The transcript is spliced from 11 exons. The coding region runs from base 1 to 1596 and encodes 531 amino acids.